GAGCUUUGAUAGCCAUUGUGUGUUGAAAUCAAUUUUGUUGAGCGCUGCUCAGAUGUGAUUCAUGCCCAGCGUCAGUAGAUCACACACAAAAACAAAUAUAAAAAAAUAAAACACAAACACUCCACGGCAACGACCACAACGGACAGCCGCAACAGUGACUUUUUUUUCGAUUGUGUGCGUGUUUUUAUCAAAAACGUCAUUGGCAUUGGACGUAGCGCUCACAUUUCAUUGUAGUCUCAAUUGCGUACCAAAAAUAAACAAGAGCGCGCAUUAGAGCUUCAGUGAAAAGCGGAGAAGCCGUAAAAGAAAAAAAAUCAGUUUUACACAAAUCGAACUUGUUGCUCAGCAAUAAGCAAUAGCAAAAGCAACAGCAGUCGAACGUUGUGAAAUAACAGUUGAACGGUUAAACGCGGCAGCAGCGGUUAAAACAGAUCCAAUUGGAAUUUAAAAUAAGACUUAAACAAACUGGAGAAGUGGAAGAGAACGCGAAAUUCGACAAAGAAAAUGGAUACACGCCAGCGUAGUCCAGCUGGUGGGCCAACAACAAAUGCAGCGACAACAACAACAAAUAGCGAUAAACCAACGGUACUGGAAGGCGUUUUGUAUAACAUUUUCGAAGGCCUAACGGACAAAGAUGAGCAGGUGCGUCAGUCCAUGCAACAGGCCAUAGUGCGCAUACUGGAAACGCAUCCGCUACGAGCCUCACACAUACUCAUCGACUAUAGACGCAAACAUGCCAAGCUGAGUGAACAAACUGUGGCAUUGCUGCUAGACUGCAUACAGCGCGUAGUUAGCGCUGAGACGCCCACACCGCUGCCUAGCGCUGCGCAUGAGCUAUUAAUAGCCUUGGCCUUGGAGGAGCUGACACGCAGCGUGGAUCAGCAUGUGCCCAGCAUACAGAAUCCAGCUUUAUUCAUACUUGUGGCCAUUGGACGUGGCGCUGAUUGUGCGCUGGUGGUGGAAACACUGCAGGCGCAUUGUGGCAACAGCAACAAUGCACAGCUGCCGCACUUUAUGCUGAUGCAGUGCCUCGGCCAGCUGGCCAUGGCGAAUACAGCAGGCUUAGUGCCACACAUAAAGGCGAUACUGGCGCGCUGCCUGCCGCACUUGGGUGGCAUCAAACAGGAUCACAUAAAGCUGGCCUAUGCCUAUGCCAUAGGACGCUUUAGCGAGGCGCUGCUGGAGCAUGGCACAAAUACGCCGGAGGGUGAAACCAAAGCGGCAGCCAAUUGCACCACAGAGAUAAGCGUUGCCUACGAUGUGCUCUUCAACCAGUGGCUGCAAUCGCGUGAGCCCAAAAUCUGCAUGGAAAUCCUGCAGGCAUUGAGCAGCAUGUAUCCACUGCUGCCCACAGAUCGCAUACAGGACCAGGCGCCACGUUUGGUGCCACAAAUUCUCAUGCUCUAUCGUCGCAAUGCGGAUCGCAAUGCUGUUACACAAUUUCUAUGCGCCGUGCUCAAAACGAAUCUCUCGCUGAACCCACAGGUGCUGGAUAGUGUCAUAGAUGCGCUAAUUACACAUCUGUUCGAUCUGGUUUGCGUGAAUCCCGACUACGAGAAGCCGCAGACGGUGAAAGGACACUACGAAGUGCUGCGUUGUUUCAAUUUGCUGGCAGCCAAUUAUGCAGCCAAGCUAAUGGACACGCUGCUGAUACAUUUGCGCACCAAUAGCGAGCGUGAGCGCAUCAAGUCGCUGCUCAUACUGACGCACUUGCUCAACAGCUGUUCGGUGCAUGUGGAGAGUCGCCUGCACUCGCUGAUCGAAUGCCUCAAGCAACUGAUACUAGCGGAGCGCAGCGUUAAGAUGAAGCUAACGCUGCUCAAGACAAUUGUAGCGCUGGCGCAAAAGUCGCUGAUCAAGGACAAGGAGUUUGUUUGGUUUGUUGUGCGUCACAGCUGCAAGUACAGCAAGUUGACACAGGAGCAGGGCACGCUGGAGGAGCAUGCCACGCUGGUGCUGAGCUGUGAGAAUGCGCUAUUCAUGCUGGCCAGCACAGUGGGCACGCUGGAUGAGCUGCUGAAGCGCGAGCUGCUCAACUAUUUUGUGCUGCUGGACUACACGGACAUUUGUGGCAAUCUGGCCAAAUGCUUGGCCAGUCUAUUUGCCAAAUCGCCGCAUAUAGAGUACGAUAUAGCCAGCGAGGAGGAGCAGCUGCCUGCAGCAGCUGCAAGCGCUGAAGCAAGCGGCGCCGGCGCCAGCGAGGAGCGCAUCAAGCGCGGCAAGGUGGUGGUGCCCAGUGCGGAAACACUCUAUGCUCGCUGCCUGGCGCUGCUGGGCAAUCAGGCGUGCAUUAAGCGCGCCUCCAACAUACUCAGCUUCCUCAAGUAUUACCAGCCGCAGCUGAAUCCGGCGCUGGAGCCGCUCUGGGCAGCGCGCAUUUCGGAUCUGCUGCUGCAAAUAAACAAGCCGCAAACGUAUUUGCAACAGCUGCACGACUUUGUGCUCGAUACCAAUGAGUUCUUGUCAACGCGCGACGAGCAAUUCGCUCAGCGGCUGGCCAACAAGCUGGCGGAUCAGAUGUAUUUGUAUCCCAUGCAGCUGCCCGCAUCGGAGUGGCAGCUGCCGGAGCUGAGCGCCGAGCGCGGCAUGCUGCUGCAAGCUCUGGCGCUGACGCUCAACCAGGUCACCGAUGUGGCCUGCAUACACACCAAGCUGGAUCUGAUAGUGACGACGGCGCGUCAGGAGCGGCUCGAUAAGCAUGUCAAGCAUGCGGACUACGAGCGUCGCAUUGAGCCCUGUGCACGCGCCUUGGGCUACAUAGCGCGUCAGCAUUUGGCGCAUGUGGUCAAGAAGCUAACGGAGCUGGCGCAGCUGGGCACACGCAAACACUCGACGGGCUUCUUUAGCAAUUUGCAUUUCAUCAAGGAUACGCAUAAGGAGCUGGAGACAUACAAGAGCAAUCUGCUUGUGGUCAAGGCUUUUGGUCGCAUCAUGGAUGAGGCGGAUCCGCUGCAAUCGCUGCAGCAUUUGGACGAUGCCAUGUUGAGUUUCCUCAUGCAGCAGCUGGCGGUGCACAAGGAUCAAACGAUUAUGUCUGCCAUAUUGCAAACGCUGCUGAGCAUUUGCAAUCAACUGAUUGUCACCAAAGAGCAGCUGCCUGCGCCGCUCAAGCAUCGCAAGCAGAUUAUGGAAACGGUCUUUAGCAUACCCAUAGAGGCGCCGUUUCACGAUCUGCCGCUGCUGCCCACCAUACUCAAGCUGGGCACCGACUUUAUACGCAUUGGUGGUCCAGAUAGCGAGGAGUGCGUGGACGGCAGCGUCAUCUUUGAAAUCGCCUGCAAGAACUUCUUUGGCUGUGCCAAGCAGCUGAAGAUGAAAUUCGAUUCACAGGAGGAUGAUGAGCAUAACAGUUUUCUGGCCAAGCAUUUGAAUGAAUCGCUGCCGCAGCUGAACGCGCUGGUGCGUGUCAUAGUCGAGCUGGACGCCUCGCCGGCCACAUUGGAUCUCAUCAUUGGCAUACUCGAUGGCUGGCUGCGCGAUAAGAACUCCGAGGUGCGCAUCUGCGCCAGCCAUGUGCUCAACAAUACGCUGGAGGUUUACAUUAAGUCCAUGAAAAUCGGCGGCUGUGAGGCGCCAUCGAAGUUCAAUCAAACGGGCCAAAUGCUGGGCAAGAUUGUGCCACGCUGCAUUGACUCCAAUGGCACGGUGCGUCAGGUCUCAGUGGAUAUAUUGCAGAAGACGCUGGAGAUUGCCUGCAUCUAUGAGACGCUCACCAUAGCGAGCAUCGACAGCAGCGCCGAGUGGCUAAAGGAGAUCGAGUGCAUCAAGGAGCACAUCAUAACCGAUGAGCCCAAGCAGAUAUAUAAUCUGGCUGGCGACAUAGCCAAGAUUAUAGCACAGCGUAUAUCCAGCUUUCAGUACUUGCAGUUCUGCAAAACUUUGCUGCAGUCGCUGCGUGAUCCAGAGCAAAGCUCCACCAUUGGCGCCAGCGUAGUGUUGAAAUUCUUUAUACAGCAAAAGGGCUCGGAGCUGUUUCAUGCUAUACCCGAUCUGGUCAAGGAUUCGCUGGUCGCGCUGCAGCUUUGCGAGGUGCCGCGUGCCAAGUCGGGCGUGCUCAAGGCGCUGGUCGCGCUAACCAAGCAUCAUCCCAAACUGGUCUGCACCGAAAUGCUGCAACAGCCGCUGCCCUACGACGAGCAUCUGGUCGAGUAUUGGCAUCUGGUCUGCAAUGACCCAGAGCUCACUGGCAUCAUGUUGGACAACUUUCUGCAGCUGCUAAGCGGCGCCUGUUUGCAUGAGCCGCACGAGCUGCCAGCCGCUGGCCAGCGCUUGGCCAGCAUACAACCCUUUGCUAUAUUCUGUGCGCUCCACGAGAUGCUGCCCUGCAAGGAUAUACACGAUCAAUUGCAAUCACGUUUCUCGGAAAUCUUUAGCAUGCUGCUUACCUCGCUCUCCAGCUACAUCAAUCUGGGCGCUCCUAUGCCCAGCAUAUUGGCUGCACCAUCAAGUCCCAAUCAGCCUGUCAAGGCGGCGACCAAAUUUGGCUUUGUGCCCAACAAGGAGCUGGUCAAGCUGAAUCCCUGCCAAAUAGCGCUCGAAACGUUUCAGGCUUUUCUCAACAAUCUCGAAAUGGAGCAAAUCGCCACAGUGCUGACGGUGAACACACAGCUGGCGUCCAGCAGCGAUUGGCAGAGCUACAUAGAGCUGCUGACGCCCAUGGCCAUUGGACUGGUGCAUCAGCUGCAGCUGCACUCGCCGGCAAUGCGUCAGCUGGUGAACGCAUUGAGCAAAUAUGUCGCCUCACCGCAUGAUGCACAGCGUGUGGCCGCAGUGGGUCUCUAUUCGCGUCUGGUGCCGCUCAAGCCAGGCGGCGAGCUGGCCAGCACCAUAAUGCUGCAUCUGGGCGGCGCGCUGAGUGAUCCGAAUGCCGUGGUGCGUGGCCUCAGUCUCCAGGGCAUGGGCUAUGUGGGCCAGCUGACGGAGCAUGAGUCCGCGCGCUACACGGAGGUGGCCAUACAGGCGCUGCUCAAGGGCGUGGACGAUACAGUGGGCGAUUGCCUCAUCAAUAUUCCGCUGGAGAGCAUGCGUGGACUCUCACGCAUCUUGCAGGCGCUGCCCAGCGAACGUGUCGAGCCCUUCCAUGUCUCGCUGGCCAUACGCAUACGUCCGUUCUUUGGCAAUUACUCAAUGGAAAUGCGCGAGGCGGCAAUUAUUCUGUUUGGUGAUCUAUGCGAGUCGAAGCAUGACGAUGGCAACAGUUCACCCACCUCGUCGAUGGAAGCGCUGCGCGAACAGCUGCUGGCCAAUCUAUUCCCGCUGCUGUUGCAUCUCAGCGAAAGCGAACUGGCCGUGGCCAGCGCCUGUCGCCACACGCUGCUGCGCGUCUGUCGCCUGCUGCGCGCCGUGCGCGUUAACGAGCUCGCCCAGCAGCUGCAAAAUGAGCAGCUUUACUACAACAGUUUUGUGGUGGAGUUUGUCAAAACAAUUGCCUUGGAGCUGACAGAGCACAUACAGGAUUUUAUAGACUCGUGCAUGCCCAAGCUGCGUAGUCAGUGGCCCGAAGUGCGCGGCAGCGCUGCCAUUGUCAUAGGCAUCUUGCACAAUUUUCUCAGCGAACGGAAUGCGCAGUCGGAGUCGGUGGCCAGCAAAAUAGCCGUGUUGCUGAAGGACGAGCAGGCAACGGUGCGAGUGCGUGCCGCUCAAGCGUUGGGUCAUUUCUUUGGCGAUAUUUAAACAUGGGACCAAAUCAA
Molecule: messenger RNA, 5690 nt
Organism: Drosophila busckii
Lineage: Eukaryota; Metazoa; Arthropoda; Insecta; Diptera; Drosophilidae
Gene: c11.1
Product: maestro heat-like repeat-containing protein family member 1
Exons: 8
Coding region: 505-5673 (1722 amino acids)
Cellular component (GO): cytoplasm
Source: RefSeq, a predicted model, not a curated record